UUACAACCAUAUUGGUCCCAAAAACAAAUAGUUUUAGUUCAAUAAGGUUCCAUUUGCAGAUGGAACCAUGUUAUUUAAAUGAAUUAUCUUUUUCAAUGCAGUAAGGUUCUAUCAGCUGAUGUAAAAGCCUGAUUCAAUGUAUUAAGGUUAUUUUGCUUGCGGUUUUCCUAGAAACUGUAAUAUUAUUUAUUGGGAUGUUUUAUAACUAAUAUGAGUUCCAUAAACGAUAGUGAAAUAUUAGAGGCACUAGAUGAUAGUGAAGAUCAGUGUGCUCCAAGAAAUCAGAGUUUCACUUCUGACAGGUAAGAAAUCUAACCUAAAAUAACCCAUACUGAUGUUUUGCUCUAAACCAUUAACAUAGAUAAAACAACAUUAAAACUGGUAAAUGGCUAUAUACCAGAAUCCAAAUUGAAUGCUAAAUUUGUGUAUUUUAUUCAAAUAGCUAUGAUUUUAUCAAUCAAAAUUUCUAUUAAAGUCUAUAGUGUUUUCAUUUGGUUAUAAUUCCAUUAGUUUUAUUCAUGUAUGUUCUGAAUUUUUUCUUUGAUUUUAGCAAUGCUGGUUCAGAGAGCAAUCUUGAUCAAUGUGUAAACAACAACUAUGUUCCUACAAAGGGUGAUCCCAAUGAACAAGGAGAUGACAUCCAAGAUGAACAAGUAGAAGAAUAUCCCACUGAAUGUGUAAACAUACUAGAUCCAAGUAACUCAGAAAUUAAUUAUGGUGCACACAAUAACCUUGAGCAAUAUAUGGAGGACAUCCAUGAAGAAACCGCAGAGGAUAACCAUGACAUCAUAGAGGACAAUCAUGAUGAAAUCACAGACAACAACCAUGAUGAAACCACAAAGGAUAAUUACUAUGACCAACUGGCUGAGGACAACCAUGAUCAACUCGCUGAGGACAGUCAUGACCAACUCGCUGAGGACAACCAUGAUAGGCAACUUUUUAGUGAUGAAGGGAACAUUUUUAUAGUCAUAACAGCAAAUCAAAACUGUGACGAAGUGCAAGAAGACUUUUUAAAUGUACUAGAUGGAACUGUAGUUACAAUUAUUGAAGAAGAUACACAAAGCAUUAAUGAAGGUGAUUUUGUCACAGAACUUUCUUCUAAUGAAUCAGUACAAACUUUGGUAUUUACUCCGGACAAGUCUCCUCACCCUACUCCUGAGGACGAACAAAAUUCAACAGACAAUCACUGA
This is a messenger RNA of Homalodisca vitripennis (glassy-winged sharpshooter), 1190 nucleotides long. RefSeq lists its product as uncharacterized. Lineage: Eukaryota; Metazoa; Arthropoda; Insecta; Hemiptera; Cicadellidae. Bases 519 to 1190 code for a protein of 223 amino acids. The record is from RefSeq and is a predicted model, not a curated record. The transcript has 2 exons.